AUUGCUUAAAUUGAUGGUUAAGGAGAGGAAGUUUAACCAUCAUUCCUUGUGUGCCACCUUGGGGAUUACUCACAUUGCUUUUGUAGAUGAUUUGAUGCUGUUUUCUAGAGGAGACAUUGAGUCUGUUACUGUCCUGGCUAAUGCCCUCAACCACUUCUCUCAAGCCUCUGGACUGAGAGUUAAUCCACAGAAAUCAAGCAUUUUUCUAGCUGGAGAAGUUAAGGAUAAUAGACAGGACAUCCUUAACCUGGUCCUAUUUCCUCUUGGAAGACUCCCUGUCAGAUACCUUGGUCUACCAUUAACUUCCCAAAGAGCCUCUGAAAGGGACUUUGCACCUCUUAUUGCUAAGGUUGAGGACAAUAUAUUUUACCUUCAAAAUAGGGAGGUGUGGACAUGGACACCUAAGGAGGGGGAUUCACACCUUUUCAAAAAAAUGUCCAUUGCUAGAGAUCUUUUUGUGGAUAAGCUUGGGGGUCCUGAUGGGUUUCAUGACAGAUUGCAGAACAUGUGUGAGAAUGGCAAUUUAAAUACCACCACUGUAUAUGAUCUGCUCAGAACUAGGAAUCAGCCAAAGCCUUGGAUGAAAUUCAUUUGGCAGACCUAUAUCCCCCCUAGAUUUUCCUUUACCACUUGGCUGAUCCUUAGGAAAAGACUUCCUACCAAGAUUUGGAAUGGAGUUAAGGAGUGGCUCAACUUGGAUGUUGCUCUCUCAACUUUAAACAGAGCUAUCAAGUGGCUUAGGAAGUCUCACCAUGCUCAUUCAAACAUCAAGAAAAUGUGCAUAUUGGCAACCCUUAGCACUGUUUAUCACAUCUGGAGACUUAGGAAUGGGGCAUACUUUGAUCAGAUUGCAGUUGAUGUCCAUUCUACUAUCCAGAAGAUCAAGUUGAGUGUUUAUAAGGUGAUGUACAGGCUGUUUCCUAAUGCCCCUUUGAGGUUGGGAAUGGGUAUUGGUUGAG
Molecule: messenger RNA, 959 nt
Organism: Cuscuta campestris
Lineage: Eukaryota; Viridiplantae; Streptophyta; Magnoliopsida; Solanales; Convolvulaceae
Source: the annotation of a GenBank genome assembly